AUGCUCUUCAUUUUCAGAUUUGUUUUAUUCUGUUUAACAUUUUGCAGCUUUGUUAUCGCAAGGAGUGUUGCGGAUAUGGUAGAUAUUUCGCGGAGGCAUGAUUCGACCUGUGAUGACGAACUUGAGCCAUAUCCUAAGUGUCCAAAGGCUACUUUCACUCAAUGGAAAUAUUCGAACAUACCAAAAUCUCAAAUCAGUAUAACUGAUGUAGAAAGUGUUAGUAAUGGUGCUUAUAAAGUUACCGUGCAUUUUAAGACUGAAAAGAGUAUGCCUUUAAGUUCAUUGAGCGAGUUGAAGAUAAUGACGCCAGUAAAUAGCUUCUUGUUUUCUAGAAAUGCAAAUGUGCAAUUGAUUACCAACCCUGGAGAUUUUACUUACACAUUCACUGUUAAUGCCAUCAACCUGAUAGACGGUACGAAAGAUGAAUUGUGCAUUCCUGCUGUGUCGUUUCAAUUUGACUGGUGCCUGGUUGGAGUUAAAGAUAAAUCUGAAUGUAAGUCAUGGAAAUAUGACAACUCUUACGCUAUAUACACUGGCUGUCAAGAUACCAUUCAUAAAAGUGAUUCUUUGUAUUGCUUCCAGAAGAAGCAGUGUUCCUCGUCCAGUUCAGUGACUCCAUCUAGUUCUAACCCACCAUCAAGUUCAGAGCCUCCAUCUAGUUCUGAACCACCAUCCAGCUCGGAACCUCCAUCUA
Debaryomyces fabryi is the source of this 694-nucleotide messenger RNA. RefSeq lists its product as uncharacterized. Lineage: Eukaryota; Fungi; Ascomycota; Pichiomycetes; Serinales; Debaryomycetaceae. The record is from RefSeq and is a predicted model, not a curated record. The transcript has a single exon. The annotation marks the transcript as partial.